AUGUCUCAAUCGUCACAACUACCAGAAGGUUCUGCUGAUAACUCUAGUGUAACAUUGGAGAGUAGUCAUCAACUUACUCAAUUAGUUAUACAAUCAUCUCGAUUAUUGAGUGAUGCUAUGAGUACAACAUGCACAGCUGAGGAAUAUGAUGAGAAAGAGUUAAGUCAGCAACUUCGAACAACAGAUGUGACAGUCAAUUUAUUUGAUUGUAUGAAGUGUUUUGUUAAAAUUCCACGAUGUAAAAUUGAAGAUCAUAUACCUAAUUGCACUCCAAGUGCGCCAACAAAUCUGGAUUGUGUAAUACAAGAAUACCGAGAAGAACAAGAAGUAGCAUCACAUAUGCAAACAAACCAAACGAUAUCAGAUACUGUAAAACAAAAGGAAGAAGAAGAUUAUGGUGCAUUAGAUUAUCUAGACGAUAACAAAUCCAAUGAAAACUAUGAUUACUAA
This is a messenger RNA of Rotaria sp. Silwood1, 450 nucleotides long. NCBI's taxonomy places the organism in Eukaryota, Metazoa, Rotifera, Eurotatoria, Philodinida, Philodinidae. The record is from the annotation of a GenBank genome assembly.